CAGGCGCCUCGGCCGGGCUCUCAGUGCGCUCGGGGCGGUGCCGGCGCUCGGAGUGUUUGGGGCCGGUGGAGCGACGGGCGGGCCCGGCAUGGGGGUGAGGUAGGGCCGGCCUGGCGCACGGAACGAGCGCAGCCGGCUGUUGGGACCGGGUAUACGCGGCGGUGGGACGCGGAGCCGGGCGGAGGAUGGAGGACAAGAAGGAGGAGGGCGAGGCGGAGAUCCAGGAGCACGGGCCCGAGCACUGGUUCAGCAAGUGGGAGCGGCAGUGCCUGGCUGAGGCCGAGCAGGAGGAGGCGCUGGCGCCGGAGCUGCAGGACGAGGCGGCGGCGCAGCCCGAGCACAAGCAGCAGAAGCUCUGGCACCUCUUUCAGAAUUCGGCCACCGCCGUGGCGCAGCUCUACAAGGACCGGGUGUGCCAGCAGCCGGGGCUCUCCCUCUGGGUCCCCUUCCAGAACGCCGCCACUGCGGUCACCAACCUCUACAAAGAGAGUGUGGAUGCCCACCAGCGAAGCUUUGAUUUAGGAAUUCAGAUUGGCUAUCAGCGUCGGAAUAAGGAUGUGCUAGCCUGGGUUAAAAAACGCAGAAGAACUAUUAGAAGAGAAGACUUGAUCAGCUUCCUUUGUGGAAAAGUCCCUCCUCCAAGAAAUUCUAGAGCUCCCCCAAGACUGACUGUAGUAUCCCCUAACCGAGCUACUUCAACAGAAACUAGCUCGUCUGUAGAGACUGAUUUGCAACCCUUCCGUGAAGCCAUAGCUCUGCAUGGUCUUAGUGGUGCAAUGGCUAGUAUAAGUGUUCGCUCGAGUACCCCUGGCUCGCCUACUCACGUGAGCAGUGGCUCCAAUGCUAGUCGAAGGAGAAAUGGACUCCAUGAUGUUGAUUUGAACACUUUCAUAUCAGAAGAAAUGGCACUCCACUUGGACAAUGGUGGAACUAGAAAGCGUACCUCAGCCCAGUGUGGCGAUGUCAUUACAGACUCACCAACUCAUAAACGCAACAGAAUGAUCUAAACUGCAAAAAUUUCAAACCCACCAUGCUGCUUGAAAGCCACUUGAUCCUCAGAGUACUAUUGAAAAGGAAACAUGAGGCCAUCUUUCCAUAUUCACUGUUUAAGACAAAGAAUUCACUAAAUGCCAUAAAGAAAAUUUUAGAUAUUACAUUAGAUGCCUCUUGUAACUGCGGCUUUCUUAAACUAUAUUCUUAGCAGAGGACAUCAGAUAUUGUGUAGUAGUUAGCAAGAUCAUCAUAGGUGAACAUGUAUCUGUUCCAAGGCUAAAAGUGACCUUACUUGUAUUAUUAAAGGGAAAGGAAAUUUCAGAUGUUUAUUUGGCUAUAGAAUUCUUUUUUUUGUCCUUUAUUUCCUGCUUUGAGUAUUUGCUUAAACAGUAUUGCCAGUUUGACUGAAAUUGUCUACAACAUGACUUGGCAUCUUUGUCAAAACUGCAGGCUUCCAUUUUUGCAGCACUGUACCAUGCACCUAGUUUCUGUAUAGUAACAGUGUGCAAUUUAUAAAUAUUGGACUGUACCCUUUUUAGUUUUAAAAGCAGUUGAUAAUUCUGGUGAUUGUGUGAUAAUGUAAAGAGGUGCUAUGAUGGUCAUGCAAUUAAUACUUAAUAUUGAAUCAAUACAAGGAUCUUUAUUGGAUUCACUUUGUGUGUUCUAGUGCUCUGAAGUAGCAAUAUUAAACUUUCCCCAAUUAACUUCAUAGGCUUUUAAAUCAGUUUGAGAAAAUAUAUGUACUUAUUGGUAUUAUCCUUGUGGUAAUCAUACACAGUGCAGACUGCACCAGUGCUGACCUAAAUUUAGAGAAAAAUGUCCUGUAAUUGGAAAAUAGGCUUUUCUGUUCAGUAUUAGUGAAGGGUAGGUUUUGUGUACACCCAUAUCCUAUUUUACAUUUCUUGUGAAGUAAUUGCCCAUUGCUGGGGAGGGGUGGGAGGAGAGGGAAUGUGGGGAAUAGUUGGAAAAGGGGUGUGUUCUAACAAGUAAGACUUCUGGUCACAUGUGGAAACUUGGACUAACUUAAACAAGAUUCUGUUAUGCCAUCCCCUUCAGGAGGGAGUGACAUGCAGGUUCUGUGAAGUGCUAAGAAAAUAAUUUAAAACUGGAAGUUGAUUAUAAAACUCUGGAUAUACAUGCUGUAAGCAUGAAUUGAAAAGGAUAAAUGGCUUUCUUUUUGUGUUUAGCUUACGUUCAUAGGAUUGAACUCUGGCUGCCGUAACUUAAGCAUAGUCUAAAACUGAACUAGAGAUCAAGACUGAUCUAGAUCUGCUGCAAAUCUGUUUCUGAAUGGGGAAGGACAGAUGUCAGUCUCAGAGUGUCCUGACUAUUUUUUUAUGUGGAGGGAGAAAGUAUUUGGUGGAGAGCUCUGGUGGAGAAUAAGAAAAUGAAGAGCUCCAACCCUGCACGUUGGGAAAGGGGUAUUUAGAGAGGUGGGAUGCAUGCUUUAACUGGAAGCAUUGGCUGAUCCUGGGAUUAAAUGUAACUAUGCUAGAUUCCCAGUAUGAAAAAUUGUGGUUUCUGGUGAAGUUAAGGCACUUGAGCUCCAUGUUAAUACACAGCUCUUCAAGACUUUUGCUUAUGUGCUUGUAGCGUCAGAUCUCUUUUGUAUUAUCUUUGCUGUUUGAAGCAGACUUCUCUGUAGGUUUGCCCUUUUUACCUUGGUGCCCUCAUUGUUGUCUGUAGUCAAGGCAAGACAGCAAUGCUGUGUGAGAUACUCAAGGCUCUCUACUUGAGCGUGAUUUCCUUGCCUUGUGGUGCUUCCAUCACAUUUCUUUACACCCAAGAGCCCUUGAAGAUGUCAGCAGUUGCACAGUACUGUAGUGAGAGGCUCUGUAGUUCAUGGACAGCUGUCACAACUGUCCAGAGCAAAGUGGUAAGAACUGCUCCAGCCCCCACCUGUGUUACAUAGCUGAACUUGCACAUCACUUGAAGACUCAGUAUACAUUAAUUUCAGUUACUGCUAUUAACUACAAUUCAUAAGGUUUAGUUUAUGUGAAAUGUUAAUACUGCAUAAAGCUAGUUUUCAUUUGGGGACUGCAUUUUCAGCAAAGAUUUUGAAGAUGGUAUCUGAAUAUACAUUAGUAUUUAUUAGACUGUUGGCAGAGGGAUUUUUUUGUUCUAAAAGAAAGGUGGAGUCCUGAACAGAAAGGACAGGUAUGAGAACCAUUCUUCAGCUCUUCUGUUUAUUUUUUAACUGGCUUGUACAAGUAAGAUGCUUAUGCUCUGCAACUUCUAACACACUUUAUUCUUGAUAUGGUACAGGUGACAUCGUACUGGUAUCAGUUCUGCACACAGGCACUGAACUGUACUAGUGCUGCUGGUCUAGCCCAAAUACAGAGCCUGUUUAAAUUACUUCUCCCCUUUCUUGCAGUGAAAUAAAUUUUGUUAAUGCUCUGAAGCAUUAAUUCAGUCUAUUGCCAUCUAAAACUAAAUUUGUCUGGCUUCCUAUUUAAUUUGUGCCAUUUUUCUUUGAAAGAAAGCAGACUUUGAUAUUAAACUGGGUGCAUUAAUGUUUUUUUGCUUGUACCUUAAAUAUUUGGCAACUUUUGAUUGUUUCUAAUUUAGCCCCAACUGUUGUUUGCUCUUUGACCUCUGCCAGAAUGAUCAAAAAUGCAUGUAUUCACCUGGUAAACACAGGAGAAUAGGUUGUCUCUUUAAAAAAAAAAAAAAAAAAAUAAAAAAAGUCCAGUACCUGUUGCUUUGAAGACUAUUUCUUGUGCCAGUGUAGAAAACUGAUGUUCUGGAAAUAGCUCUCAGCUAUUAUCCAAAGUGUAGCUCCUGGAGCCAGAAGUGAGUUGAUUUUCAUUAAGGAACACUGACUGGAGAGCUGUUUAGUUUGGUAAAAAUGGUGCUUACUUUUGCUUUCUCCUCUGACUCGUGCAGUUGCCCGGUCUCUUCUCCAUGUACAUCCAAUCUAACCUGAAUGUGCGGCAGUUACAUAAAGUACAUCCUGCACUGAAGCUACUGAGCUUGGCUUGCUUAUUAAUGAAGUAAGUUUUAAAUGUUCAAUUUAAAUCUAUAUUACAAUAAAGUAAUGCAAAAAUGAUUUUGGUUGAAAUUGAAGUCCUGCAGUUAAACUUACUUUCAAAUGUGGUUUACCCAGCUGGAGUAAUAGAAACUCUUAAGUCAUAAUAAACCUAAUAAAAAAAAAUACAACUAA
Sturnus vulgaris (Common starling) is the source of this 4156-nucleotide messenger RNA. RefSeq names its product HUWE1 associated protein modifying stress responses (gene HAPSTR1). Lineage: Eukaryota; Metazoa; Chordata; Aves; Passeriformes; Sturnidae. The record is from RefSeq and is a predicted model, not a curated record.